AUGCCGACCACGCCGAGACCUCAACUUCCGACCUGUCUUAAGCGUAUAACACUCCGAUGCCUGCUGUUCCACAGAUGUCUGGACUUUUUACCGUCGAAUCAAUGCAUCAGAGAGCACGGUGUACAUGAAACUACUUUAGACCAGACAAUGAUCUUCUCUCGGUAUUUGCCGCUCGCCAUUUUCGCCAGUGUAGGCGUCUUGAGCGCCUCUCCAACACGCCUCCGAUUGACAGCGCUCAUAUCAGACAAGAACCAAGACGCCGCAUUCGAGUGCUGGGAGAUAGACACCCCGUUCGCAGACUACCCAACGGUAGGCACCGCCGUCACGGGCCUUGCGGAUGUUUCCAAUAUCUCAUACGUGGUGCUCCCUCCCAGAUCCGCCGAGGGCCUCCAUAAACCACCCCAUCCAAUGUUCUUUGUCCUCGUUUCGGGAGCAGCGCACAUCACCUUGCCGGGUGGCGACGAUGAGUUGUGGAUCGGAAACGGAGAGGAUGGCGUCAUCAUCGCUAUGGAUACUCAAGGGGUCGGUCAUUACACCGAUUACCCAUCGGACCAGCCGUCGGUGGCUCUCCAGAUUCCGUUCAAGGAGGGUGUGCCACCGAAACAUCGUGUCGCCAAUCAGGGGCCAUGUAUUUUGGCAAAAUUAAUCCUUGAAAAUGAAGUAUUAGACGAACAGCGUCAGGCUGAGCUCAGAUGA
Molecule: messenger RNA, 696 nt
Organism: Truncatella angustata
Lineage: Eukaryota; Fungi; Ascomycota; Sordariomycetes; Amphisphaeriales; Sporocadaceae
Exons: 2
Coding region: 1-696 (231 amino acids)
Source: RefSeq, a predicted model, not a curated record